AUGAAAAGCUUCGUUGCCAUGGCGGCUUUCGCCGCCGGCACAAACGCUCUCGUCGGCCGCACUGACAACUGCUGCUUCCAUCUGACCUCAACCGGAGAUCUUUCCGGAGACCUCGGGCAGAUUGGAGAUGGCCAGGUUCGCAUUGGCGAUAACACACUGCCACAAUCAUCCUUCUGCAUUGAUUCCAAUGGUGGAAUCAGCGACUCAUCUGGUCGUGGAUGCAUCAUCACCCCGCCAACUACUCAGUUCCAGUGUGAUGAGGGCGCUACGCCCACCCCUGGCUUCUCGGUCUUGUCUUCGGGCCAGCUGGAGUUCAAUAAUACUGCGGCCUUUAUUGCUUGCCAGACUGGUCAGAAUGGUGGUCGUAAUGUUUAUACGACCAACAGUACUUCGGUUACUGGGUGCUCUGGUAUCCAGUUGAAUGCUGACUCGUGUUCUGGAUCUGGUCCUGGCUCUGGUGGCACUCCGCCUGGUGGUGCUGCACCCUCUGGCGGCGCUUCCCCUGGCGGAAGUGGAGGUAGUCCCCCGGGUGGCACCUCGCCUGGCGGUUCUGCUCCUUCUGGUGGUGCUUCCCCUGGUGGAGAAUCCCCUGGAGGUGUUGGCCCCAGUGGCACUUCGCCUGGUGGAAGCUCACCAUCUGGCGGUACUUCACCUGGAGGCACUUCACCUGGCGGUACUUCACCUGGCGGCACUGCACCCUCUGGCGGUGCUUCCCCCGGCGGAGAAUCUCCUGGAGGUGGAAGCUCACCUGGCGGAAGUUCACCUGGCGGCGGCUCUGGAUCUUCCGGAAUGACUCCCGGUGGUGGCAGUGGUUCACCUGGUGGUGGAUCUCCUGGAACUUCUCCUGGUGGUGGUAGUGGUUCUCCCAGCGGUACUUCCCCUGGAGGAGGCUCACCUGGCGGUGGCUCUGGAUCCCCUGGAACUUCCCCUGGAGGUGGAAGUGGUUUCCCUGGAGGUGGCUCGCCCAGUGGUAGCUCCCCUGGCGGUAGUUCUCCUGGUGGUACUUCCCCUGGUGGAGGAUCUUCUGGAGGAGAGUGCACGACUCAAAUUUGCAGCUGUCCUGCGCCUGGCGGUAGUUCCCCUGGUGGUAGUUCCCCUGGCGGUAGUUCUCCAGGUGGCAGCUCUCCUGGCGGUGGUAGUGGUUCACCUGGCGGAGGCUCACCUGGUGGUGGCUCUGGCGGUGGCUCUCCGGGUGGAGGUUCGCCUGGAGGAGGUUCUUCUGGUGGUAGCUCUCCUGGUGGUGGUUCUCCUGGCAGUGGUUCACCCGGUGGAGGCUCUACAGGCGGUGGCUCUCCAAGUGGAGGUUCGCCUGGUGGCAGUUCUGGUGGUGGCUCUCCUGGAGGCAGCUCUCCAGGUGGUGGUUCUGGCGGUACCCUACCUGCCCGGAAGCCCACCUUCUGGCGGAGGUGGAGGCUCUCCCGGUGGUGGUAUCAGUUCUCCCGGCGGCGGCUCACCAACCUCAAUCCCUGGUGGUGGCAUUCAACCAUCAAGCUCCGGUGGUUCACAGCCAACUGGCACUGCCAGUGGUCCAAUGGUACCGUGACGUCGACAGUCUCGAGUGUUUUCAACUUCGACAUCCCGGCCUCCGACACUGGAAAGACGUGCAGUCUGGUCUUCCUCUUCCCCAAGCAGCAGGAUCUUGAGACCUCGUCAUUCACCUUCAGUGGUGAUGGGAAGAUCGACUUUGCCAAGUUGUCUCGUGCUGUGAGCACUUCGACCACAUUGAGCAACCUUCCUCCUGUUAGUCAGGAUCUGGGGACGAUCACUGUUUCCCCGGGCAAUUCGUAUGUCGUUUCGACAUUCCCUUGCCCUAGUGAUCAGAGUGUUGCCUUUGAGAUGAAGAAUGCUGGAAGUACUGAGUUGAAAUUCUUUGAGGAUUUCAAUCCAUCUCCGCUGGGUCUGUUCAUCACCGUGUGCUAA
Messenger RNA from Penicillium cosmopolitanum, 1920 nucleotides. Its product is annotated as putative GPI anchored cell wall protein. The transcript is spliced from 4 exons. The coding region runs from base 1 to 1920 and encodes 639 amino acids. The record is from RefSeq and is a predicted model, not a curated record. Lineage: Eukaryota; Fungi; Ascomycota; Eurotiomycetes; Eurotiales; Aspergillaceae.